Messenger RNA from Bactrocera dorsalis (oriental fruit fly), 1835 nucleotides. RefSeq names its product chitinase-3-like protein 2 (gene Cht11). The transcript is spliced from 4 exons. NCBI's taxonomy places the organism in Eukaryota, Metazoa, Arthropoda, Insecta, Diptera, Tephritidae. Gene Ontology annotation, biological process: carbohydrate metabolic process; chitin catabolic process. The coding region runs from base 113 to 1594 and encodes 493 amino acids. Gene Ontology annotation, molecular function: chitinase activity; chitin binding. Gene Ontology annotation, cellular component: extracellular region. The record is from RefSeq and is a predicted model, not a curated record.
AUUCGUUUUCUUUCAACCAGCUGAUAAUGUAGUGUCAUUAUAAAAUUUACAUACAAAAGAUUUGAAAUAAAAUAGUUUACGAGUGCAAUUGCACAUUAAAAGGUGUUAAGGCAUGGCUGACUACGAAUUGAUGAACGAGCCGUCACAAUCGCAGUCAUGGUGGCGCAUAGCAGCAUUAAUGGCACUCUAUAUGCUAACCACGAUAUUGGUAUUUCUUUUGUGGAGCUCGGCUUACGAUAAUAUAUAUUAUCCGCCAGAUGUGCAAGCUGUUCCCGAUUUUUGGUAUCGUCGCGCCAACUUGUACGCCAAUAGCGUACAUGAGAGUACGCUUUCGCAUGAUUUUCGUUUGGUCAAAAAUCAAUCAGUGCGUGUAAAAUUACAAAAUCCCGCAUAUGCAGCCGAUAGCAGCUUAAAUGGUUUGAGUCAGCAACAAAAAGUAAAACCUAGUGCACCACAACUAGUUAAAAAUGCACCACCCACUAUGAGCACAGCGCCAGAGGUGCGUUUAGUGUGCUAUUAUACAGUACCCGAUCCAGAGAAUGAAUUUGAUGACUUACGUUUGGCCAAUGUCAAUGCCGAACUAUGUACCCACAUUAAUGUGGGCAUGGUUAGUGUUAGUGCGAGUAAUGGUCAGUUGAUUAUAACCGAAAAUUUGCGUCGCAUAUUAAAGGAAGAUGUGCUUGUGUUGCGCACAAUAAACCCAGCUUUAAAGUUAUUACUGUGGAUUGGUGGUGGCGCGAAUAGUGAUGGCUUUCCGGCAAUGGUGAAAAAUCAUACCACACGCAAAAUGUUUUUGCACUCAGUCAAACUAACGUUGGCUAUGUAUAAGCUGGACGGCAUUGAUUUGGAUUGGGAAUUUCCCAGCGCAUACAAUAAGGAACGCCAACAUUUUUCGCAAUUAAUAUACGAAAUACGUCAGGAGUAUAGGCGUGAACACCGUGAUUACUUGCUGACUGUAGCUGCAGCUGCACCGGAAGGAAUUGCUGUCUUCGCUUACGAUGUGCAGAUGCUAAAUCAGUAUGUGGACUAUGUGAGUCUAAUGACAUACGAUUACCAUUCCUACUCACAUGGUACACCUUUCACAGGUUUGAAUGCACCGUUAUAUGCACGCCCUAACGAACGUUCGAUACUUGGCACAUUGAAUAUUAAUUAUUCGGUUAACUGGUGGCUCACCAAUGGUUUGGAUCGUAAAAAAUUGGUAGUUGGCUUGCCCACCUAUGGACAUUCAUUUACUUUGGUGAGCUCUUUGAACAAUGGUGUUGGUGCACCUGCUGAAGACAUCGGUCAUUGUGGUAGUAUGGGUUUCACUUCCUAUUCAGAACUUUGCUGGUUUAACACGCAUAACUUAGUAGUUCAUGAAACAUAUGAUCAAUCAACUUGUUCACCCUAUCUUAGUAGUGGCACUGAAUGGAUUUCUUACGAAAACGAGACUAGUAUUGCUUGUAAAGCACUCUAUGUGAAAGCACAUCAACUUGGUGGCGCUAUGAUAUUCUCUUUAAAUACAGAUGAUAUAAAGGGCUAUUGUCCCCGCGCCUAUAAAACCAAAUUUCCACUUGUGGAAACUGUCAAAUCAAUUCUAUUUAGCAAAAGCUGAACAAAUGAUGCUGGAAAGUGGUUCAGUGAAAAUUAUUGCGUGAUAUGAAAUUCCAAAGAGCACACAUAUGUAUGCUUGCAGCCCAACAGGCGCAUCAACGCCUAAUUUGUUAGACACUAAGCAAGUUAUAAAGUAUAAGUAGUAGUAAAUUAGGAAUUUUAAGAUGUUUUAAAUAGCGAAAUGUGCAUUACGCCGGAUUUUAUUUAAUUCUCAAAUAAAUAUACAUGUGAAGUUAAGCAUA